UUUUUUUUUUGCUUGAAAUACAAUAUAAUGAGCCAGUUUGUAUUCCGUAAAGAACUUAAAGGUAUUGAUGCUUAUACUAGACACAAGAAGCUGAUCCAAAGUUACGCUACUUAUUAUAACAAGAAACGACCAAAAGAAUCCAGCAACAAAGAAACUCAUAAUCCUGAAUAUGAUAUUCUUCGGAAGCACCACCGGUUUGUUCAACCACAGAUAGAUGAUAAGGAAAUGACAUGGGAACAACGAUUGGCACAAAAGUAUUAUGAACAAUUAUUCAAAGAAUAUGCAUUAUGUGAACUCAGUUAUUACAAACAAGGCAAGAUUGCACUAAGAUGGCGAACUGAAAGUGAGGUGGUGAUGGGGAAAGGGCAAUUCAUAUGUGCAUCGACUCGUUGUGAUCAGACUACUCAUCUCACAAGCUGGGAAGUCAACUUUGGGUAUAUGGAAGAUGGUAUCAAGAAGAACGAAUUGGUCAAGGUACGUCUAUGUGAAGAUUGCUCUUACAAACUUAACUACAAGACACAAAAACGAAAAGUGAAACAGAAGGAAAAGAAUAAAAAGAAACGGAAACUUGAUGAACAUACCUCUGAUAAUUCUGAUCAAGACAUUGGAAAUCACAAAGGUUUGAUCAAGAGGAAAAAGACAAAGGAUGAUGGGUCUCCUGAAAAUGACGAUCACAAAACAUCAUCGAUUUGGAGCUCGACUGUGGAUACCAAGGAUGAAAAAACGAAAGAAGAGGAAUUUGAAGAUUAUUUUGCCGACUUGCUCCAGUGAUGUAUAGAUAAUACCAAUACUAUGGCCAAUUUAUAGUAGUUAAUGAUUAGAUAGGAUUAUUUUGUGUAGAUGUUUAUUUGAUUCAAUAAAAAUGUAUGUCAUCACCAUUCAUUCAUUCAUUCA
This is a messenger RNA of Halteromyces radiatus, 894 nucleotides long. Its product is annotated as FRA10AC1-like protein. The transcript has 4 exons. The coding region runs from base 28 to 771 and encodes 247 amino acids. NCBI's taxonomy places the organism in Eukaryota, Fungi, Mucoromycota, Mucoromycetes, Mucorales, Cunninghamellaceae. Gene Ontology annotation, molecular function: phosphatase activity. Gene Ontology annotation, biological process: dephosphorylation. The record is from RefSeq and is a predicted model, not a curated record.